AUGGCUGGAGGAACCAAGCGAGACUACGAUGGCAAUGUGCGCGCUAAGAGUGUGCAAGACUUGCCGCGUGGCAGGUUCCACGCCAUGUUUGAGACUUUCCGGGACGAGUUGGAUGAGCAUUACGACCGCAGAGAGCGCAUCAUCAAGGCAUCGAGAGAUGUGACGGCGCAAAGCAAGAAGAUAGUCAAACAACCAAAUCAAGACUUUCCAAAGGGAAUACAGCAAGACAUUGACACGCGUCUCGGCGAAAUCUCAAAGCUGCUUUCAGGCAUUACCGCAGACGUGCAGUCCAUCAACCGUUAUCGCUACAGCUUUUCUCUACGGUGUCUUGAGGAGCUAGUCGAGGCACUCUCCUUUGCCCACUAUCUACGGCACCAAACUCUCAUCACUCUAGAAGAAACGCAAGCAGCUGUCCCCGCAGACAUUAUGCUGACGCCACACGACUACAUGUACGGCCUAUUCGACCUGUUUGGAGAACUGAUGCGGUUUGCAACAGUCACCACCGCACAGACCGGCGAGCUAGUGGGCGACUACGAGAGAAACAUCCUGAGCGAUAUACAGGAGCUCGGCUGUUCAUUCGAGAUGCUGCCCCAGGUGCCGACGAAGGAUUUCCGCUCCAAGGUGGAGGUCAUGCGGCAGAGCAUCAACAAGGUCGAGAAACUAGGCUAUGGUCUUGUGGUGAGGGGCAGUGAGAGACCCAAGGGGUGGGUACCCGACAUGAAAGACGAUGACCAUCGGCCUGUCUCUCCUGUGUGA
Trichoderma gamsii is the source of this 756-nucleotide messenger RNA. RefSeq lists its product as hypothetical. The transcript is spliced from 2 exons. Lineage: Eukaryota; Fungi; Ascomycota; Sordariomycetes; Hypocreales; Hypocreaceae. Gene Ontology annotation, molecular function: RNA binding; RNA endonuclease activity; sequence-specific DNA binding. The record is from RefSeq and is a predicted model, not a curated record. Gene Ontology annotation, cellular component: nucleus; cytoplasm. Bases 1 to 756 code for a protein of 251 amino acids.